Messenger RNA from Gamsiella multidivaricata, 1621 nucleotides. RefSeq lists its product as uncharacterized. The record is from RefSeq and is a predicted model, not a curated record. The transcript has 7 exons. Lineage: Eukaryota; Fungi; Mortierellomycota; Mortierellomycetes; Mortierellales; Mortierellaceae. Gene Ontology annotation, molecular function: FAD binding; monooxygenase activity. Bases 100 to 1233 code for a protein of 377 amino acids.
CACCCCCUCACUUCUUCAACCGCACAUUCAUUUCAUUUCAGAGCAUACCACAGCAUAGCAUAGCAUAGCAUAGCAUAUCAUUCAUUCCAUCCACAUACAAUGUCAAGGUUGCAGAUCCUAAUUGCAGGUGGCGGUCUCGGUGGCCUGGCUAUGGCCGUCAUGCUCGAGCGUCUGCCGGAACACAAAAAGGUCGACUACCUGAUCCUCGAACGAUCCACAUUUUUGAAUCCUAUAGGCAGUGCCAUCUCCCUGCAUGCUUCAGUCAUCCCACUUCUCAAGCAGCUCGGUAUCUGGUCAGAGAUCGAGAAAGCAAGCAAGCCCAUGAGCCAUUUCAGCAUCAAGCGCGAAGAUGGCUCUGAUCUGGGUACAGUCGACUUUGCAUACGGCCAGCUCGACUAUUCAUUUUACGGCAUGGUACUAGCAAGACCCGACCUGCACGAGAUCCUCUUAUCUCAUGUGCCACCAGAAAAGAUCCUGACAGGGAAGCGCAUUGUAUCGACAACACAGGAUGACUUCGGUGUCUCCUGUCACUGUGCAGACUCAACCAUCUACCACGGCGAUAUCCUCAUUGGAGCCGAUGGGGCGUAUUCGGCAGUGCGACAGUCGUUGUACAAGGACUUGAGAGCUCAUGGAAAUUUGCCAAGACAGGACUUCAGUCCCAUUAAACUGGAUCAGGUCGUAGUGGUCGGGAUUACAUCGCCAUUGAACCCACUGGAGUAUCCAAUGUUGAAGGAAGAUGUGUGCCAGUUCAGGAUUGUCCUUGGAGGACGGGAUAGGGCUUAUACGAUGUGGAUGGUGCCGUUGACCGACAACAGGGUCGCAUGGUCGAUUGGUGGUCGCAGCGAUGCUUUGAACGGGUCGUCAUUUUGGAGUGAGAGUCAGGAGGAGGCAACCACAUCGUUCGGACUCAAAGCGCACCAAAACUCGCGAUUUCCUGAUUGGGGAGAGGCCGAAAGCGAGUCAAUCGAGGAGAUUUGUGACUAUAUGCGGACCAAGCCCAAUCCCUUUGGAUAUGGGACCUAUGGGGAUCUGAUUGACAGGACACCGAAGCAUUUGAUCUCGAGGGUUAUGUUUGAAGAGAAGGGGUUCCGGACGUGGUAUGGUGGGCGCACAGUACUCAUUGGUGAUGCGUGCCACAAGAGCGUCCCAUUUGGAGGACAAGGCAAGCCUUUGAGCAGGAUGGUCAUAUUGAACACAGCUCGUCGCAGCGGAUUGGGAGAAAGGUAUAACUAACAGUCUACAUGCAACUGCAAUAGGAGUGGUCAAUGCGAUCUUCGACGGCGCAUGUCUCGUCAAUCUGAUCCAUGAUCUGCCCUCUUAUUCAUCUAUGGAUGACCUCGGGGAGAUGUUCCAGACAUACUUUGAGAAGCGAUAUCCGGCAGCCCGGAUCGCGAUCGAGGGCAGCAGCCAGUUUGCAAGGCUCUUUAAUGAUCAGUCUCAAGUCGAGGAAGAUGGUCGUGUGGUCAUGUUUAACAGCGUCCCACGGUGGUUACAGCGAUGGACAUUAGACAGGACGAAGCGGGUCGACCCAAAGCUGGAUUUCGUUCUUUCAAAAAUGUCGCGAUCGCCCUCGCUACAUUCGUUUUCGACAGUCCUUGAUGGCGUCAGUCCGUAUGAGGAA